UGUUGUCCAAACACGUGUUUCACUGGGACAAUAGUGAGUGGUGCACACUUCCUUCGCCCAGCCACAGAACAAAAGAAGUCCCAUUUAAGAGUUGCUGGUGUAACAAUAGGAAGAAUAUAUUCCACUCCUCUCUUGUACAUGCGGCUUAUGAGACGUCCAACAGAUGAAUGCUCGUCAAGAAGAACAUGCCCUUCAGCAGCAGGAGGAUCCACGACCCCCUUACAUUAAAGAGGAAGAGGAGGAUCUCUGGGUUACUCAGGAGGGAGAGUGUGUUGUAGGGCAGGAGGAGGAUGAUGUCAUGACUGUUGUCUCUGUGAAGACUGAAGAGCAUGAAGACAAAGCACCUGAGUCCUCACAGCUUCAUCACAGUCCAAACGUCUGUGAAGAACAACUUCUGCCUGACAAACAGGAGAGUAGCUUCAGGAUGUUGAAGGAGGAUCCACCAAAGAGGAAGACCAGACACCACGGACCCUCUGGCAUCUUCUUUUCCUCUUUAACACAGACCCUUCCCUGUAAAAAGGAAGACGAAGACUCACUGACCCCCCACAUUAAAGAGGAAGAGGAAGAACACAGCAUCAGUCAGGAGGGAGAUCAUAUUGAAGGACUGGUGGAGUUCCCAGUGACUGGUGUCCCUGUGAAGAGUGAAGAUGAUGAGGUCAAAGGUGAAAAUGAGGAUAAGAGAGAGGCGGAGCCUCCAAGCAGCAGCUCAACACAACACAUGACAACAGAAGCUGAUGGAGACCACUGUGGAGGAUCACAAGCAGACAAGAUCUUAGCUCCACUAUCAGAUAGUGAGGACACAACGUCACACUCUCCUGACACUGAUGAUGAACACUCUAAACAUGAUGCAACAUGUCACACUGACAACACUCACUUCACAUGUUCUCACUGUGACAAAACCUUUAAAAGCCAUUGGUAUCUGAAAAGACACAUGAGAACACACACUGGAGAAAAACCUUUUAUCUGUUCAAUCUGUGGUAAAGGUUUUUUAGAAAGUCACACAUUGAAAGUACACUUGAGAACACACACUGGUGAAAAACCUUUUUCCUGUGUAACCUGUGGUAAAGGUUUUACACAAAGUCACAAAUUGAAAGUACACAUGACAACACACACUGGUGAAACACCUUUUUCCUGUUUAACCUGUGGUAAAGGAUUUACACAAAGUCAAUGUUUGAAAGAACACAUGAGAACACACACUGGUGAAAAACCUUUUUCUUGUUCAAUCUGUGGCUUAUCUUUUUCAAGGAAGGAACAUUUGAAAGUACACAUGAGAGCACACACUGGUGAAACACCCUUUUCCUGUUUAACCUGUGGUAAAGGUUUUACACAAAGUCAAUAUUUGAAAGUACACAUGAGAAUACACACAGGUGAAAAACCUUUUUCCUGUUCAACCUGUGGUAAAGGUUUUACACAAAGUCAACAUUUGAAAGCACACAUGAGAACACACACUGGUGAAAAACCCUUUUCCUGUUCAAACUGUGGUAAAGGUUUUACACAAAGUAAAUUUUUGAAAGUACACAUGAGAACACACACUGGUGAAAAACCUUUUUCCUGUUCAACCUGUGGUAAAGGUUUUACAGACAGUCGAUAUUUGAAAGUACACAUGAGAACACACACUGAAGAAAAGCCUUUUAUCUGUUCAUUCUGUGAUAAAGGUUUUGUACAAAGUAACAAUUUGAAAGUACACAUGAGAACACACACUGGUGAAAAACCUUUUUCCUGUUCAACCUGCGGUAAAGGUUUUACAGAAAGUCAGAAUUUGAAAAGACACACUAGAACACACACUGGAGAAAAAUCACUUUCCUAAUCAAUCUGCAACAGAAGCUUUUGUGAACGAUCAAAACUUGUAGCACACAUGAGAAGACACCCAGGAGAGAAAGUGUUGAGUUGCAGUGUGUGUGGUGAAAGAUUGUCUUCUAAGUAGCAGUGUAAGAAACACAAGUGUGCUGGUGAGAACAGCAGCAGCAAAUGAAGAUGCAGGAUUUGAAAUAAACUGUCAAGACUUUAAUGUUGACUUUCUAACAACAUCAGCACAUAUAACAUGUGCGACAUUGUUGUUUGUGUAACUAUCGUGUUAACAUGCUUCUACAUUUUUAAAUUAGAUAUUUUAUAUUAGUGCGUUUUUCAGUCAAGUACAUGCAUUAAAGGCCUACUGAAAUGAAAUUUCUUAUUUAAACCGGAAUAGCAGAUCCAUUCUGUGUGUCAUACUUGAUCAUUUUGCGAUAUUGCCAUAUUUUUGCUGAAAGGAUUUAGUAGAGAACAUUGACGAUAAAGUUCGCAACUUUUGGUCGCUGAUAAAAAAAAGCCUUGCCUGUACCGGAAGUAGCGUGACGUCGCAGGUUGAAAGGCUCCUCACAUUUCCCCAUUGUUUACACUAGCAGCGAGAGCGAUUCGGACCGAGAAAGCGACGAUUACCCCAUUAAUUUGAGCCAGGAUGAAAGAUUUGUGGAUGAGGAACGUGAGAGUGAAGGACUAGAGUGCAGUGCAGGACGUAUCUUUUUUCGCUCUGACCGUAGGCUCAUUGGAUUCCACACACUCCUUUUUCUAUUGUGGAUCACAGAUUUGUAUUUUAAACCACCUGGGAUACUAUAUCCUCUUGAAAAUUAGAUUUGAGAACGCAAAAUGGACAUUCACAGUGACUUUUAUCUCCACGACAAUAUAUCGGUGAAGCACUUUAGCUACGGAGCUAACGUGAUAGCAUCAUGCUUAGCUGCAUAUAGAAACAGACGAAAUAAGCCCCUGACUGGAAGGAUAGACAGAAGAUCAACAAUACUACCAAACACUGGACCUGUAACCACACGGUUAAUACUGUACUGCCUGGCGAAGCCUAGCAAUGCUGUUGCUAACGACGCCAUUGAAGCUAACUUAGCUACGGGACCUGGACAGAGCUAUGCUAAAAACAUUAGCUCACCACCUAUGCCAGCCCUCAUCUGCUCAUCAACACCCGUGCUCACCUGCGUUCCAGCGAUCGACGGCGCAACGAAGGACUUCACCCGAUCAUCGAUGCGG
Messenger RNA from Entelurus aequoreus (snake pipefish), 3009 nucleotides. Its product is annotated as gastrula zinc finger protein XlCGF57.1-like. The transcript is spliced from 3 exons. The record is from RefSeq and is a predicted model, not a curated record. Gene Ontology annotation, biological process: regulation of transcription by RNA polymerase II. The coding region runs from base 164 to 1807 and encodes 547 amino acids. Gene Ontology annotation, molecular function: DNA-binding transcription factor activity; RNA polymerase II cis-regulatory region sequence-specific DNA binding. Lineage: Eukaryota; Metazoa; Chordata; Actinopteri; Syngnathiformes; Syngnathidae.